Molecule: messenger RNA, 1578 nt
Organism: Chara braunii
Lineage: Eukaryota; Viridiplantae; Streptophyta; Charophyceae; Charales; Characeae
Source: the annotation of a GenBank genome assembly
UCGUAAAAAUUGAGCGAGGUGAGUAAGUAGGGAGAGAUCUGUUCAUCGACGGGCUCCGCAGCCGAACAAUCAGGGCUAAGUUGCGAAAGCAAUUUUCCCCCAUCACUCAUACACUGCAACAAGUUAUGGCUGUUGCGGAAGAAAUGGAACGGAAGUUCGUGGCGAACUUCCUGGAAGGAGAAGACUACCCUAGAGACGGAGAUUCGACUGAGCUCGCUCGAGCAAGAGCAGAGCUGGCCGCUUUACAGAACAAAUGUGAAAACAUGGGGUUUGUAUCAGGACCUGUCACCUAUAUGGAACAGAUAGGCCCGAAACGAGUAAUCCUAAGUGAGACUCCGAGCAUCUCUGCUCCUAUGAUGCCCCCGCCCGUCAGGGCAUUACCCCCGCCGCCGGUUGAGGCUCCUAUACGAUCAAACGAAUCAGCGGCCAUUUUCGAACUAACCAAAACUUUGAUUAGUUUGAUCCAAGAAAGUAAAAAGGACCAGCAAGAGCACAAUGCUCGGCUGGAAGCCAUGAUGAGGAACAUGCGACCCAUUACGUGGGUUCGGUGUCCGAUGGGGAUUUGCAAUGCGCCUGCCACGUUUCAGCGAGCGAUGAACAUGACGUUCCAGAACUUCGUCAACAAGACACGACUGACGCAAGGAAUGAUUAACUUCUGCGUGAUCGUGUACAUGGACGACAUCCUUGUCUAUUCGAAAACCUAUCACGGACACGCGCAACACAUCGAAUGGACAUUGGGUGCAUUAAGAGACGCUGGGUUCAAGAUUGCGCUUGAGAAGAGCGAAUUUUUCCUCUUGGAAAUCUCGUUCUUGGGCUAUGUUUUGACACGUGGAGGAUUGCGGCCAGAUUCGAGAAAAGUUGCGGCGGUGAAGGAAGCUCCGAUUCCUACGUCACUGAYGCAGCAACAAUACCUGGAUCCCCGGACAGCUCCCGAUCCUUCCUUCUUCAGGCAUCCUACGGCGGAGCAGCUUGCGGCCAUUCGAGAAGAAGAGGAGGAGGAAGAGAGUACCGGGAGUGACGAAGACGACGACGGACUGGAAGAAGGCGGGAACAGCGACGAAGAGUUCGGGGAAGAAGACGAAACCCCCGAAGAAGGAAGCUAUAGCGAGCAUAGCGAGGGGGAACAGAGCGAAGAAGAAGAAGAAAGCGAGGAAGAAGAAGAGGAGCAUGACGAAGAGCCUGCUGGAUCGGAGUGGGAAGCCGUGCCAGAAGAAGCGCUGCGUACGGGUACGGGGGCUGAGGAUCCCGAGGCGGCCCGCAAAAGAGAAGAGAUCGAGGCCGGGAAGGAGUUGGAAUUCGCAAGCGCGGCGAGUCUGCGCACCCACGACGACCCAAGCUGGGAUCCGGAGCCGCCCUGGCCUGAAGAUGGCGACUUCACAGCCACGACUCCGACCCCAUCAGCGCGGCGACGAAGCCGAUCCCCCUCCUCCUCAACCCGUCCCCCAAUUCGCCGACGUACCGAUACGGGCGAUCGGCCUUCGUCCCCGAUCACUCUCUCGUCGUCCCCUUGACUACCUCACCCUCCGCCAGCUCACCACUCCCAUUACGUUCUCCUCCAAUCCGUUUCCCCGCGACACC